This is a messenger RNA of Eimeria acervulina, 462 nucleotides long. Its product is annotated as 60S ribosomal protein L24, putative. Gene Ontology annotation, molecular function: structural constituent of ribosome; mRNA binding. Gene Ontology annotation, biological process: cytoplasmic translation. The transcript is spliced from 3 exons. Gene Ontology annotation, cellular component: cytosolic large ribosomal subunit. The coding region runs from base 1 to 462 and encodes 153 amino acids. Lineage: Eukaryota; Apicomplexa; Conoidasida; Eucoccidiorida; Eimeriidae. The record is from RefSeq and is a predicted model, not a curated record.
AUGGCGGCCGUACAAACCACCAUUAAGACUGAGCUCUGCUCCUUCAGCGAAUACCGUAUAUACCCGGGGCGGGGGCAGAAGUUCGUCGCACGCGAUGGAAAGGUGCACACGUACAUACACUCCAAGGAGGCGCGCCUCGGCAGACAGAAGCUGAAGGCGGCGAAGCUGCGCUGGACUUUGGUCUGGCGUCGCGCCAACAAGAAGAGCAGAGGAGAGUCCAUUGCGAAGCGCAGAACGCGAAAGGGGGCGAAAGUGCAGAAGGCGAUUGUAGGGAUUUCUUUGGAAGAAAUUAAGCAAAGAAGAGCAACAAAGCCGGACGCCUCGAAGAUGAGGAAGAUGCCUGCUGCUAAGGAGAAGAAGGAACGGAAGGAGAAGCCAAAGACGACAGUCAUUCCAGGGGCUCGCGCUGCCCCUGCCAAGAUGGUCCCGCGCCAGAAGAUGGCGGCAUCUCGUCUGAUGUAG